AAUUGAUGCCCUUACUUGAUGAUUAACAAAUGAGUUCAGGUUUCUGCAGAAUAACAAAUUUGUUAAUGCAUUGCCGGCAAGAAUCAUGGAUAUGAAGGAGCUGAUAAAAUUCGAUGUUCGAGGGAACGACUUGAAUGGACGAAUCCCAGAUUCUAUUGACCAACUACUGAACCUCCAAUACUUUAGGGUUCUGAUUGGGAACAAGUUUGAAAGCCCUCUGCCUGCUGAAAUCUCAAAUUUGACAAAACUUGAAUAUUUGCUUGUAAGUGAUUUAAAUGGAGGAGGGUUUGAGUUUCCUGAUUUUUCAAAGAUGAAUUCCUUGAAAUAUCUGACAUUGAGGAAAUGUUUGCUUACUGGCCCUAUUCCUGAUACAAUUUGGAAGCUAAAUACUCUGUAUUAUCUGGACUUGAGUUUCAACCGUUUGUUUGGUGAAAUUCCAAAAGAUGUUUCCAGCCGACUACCAGAAUACAUAUUUCUCCGAGGAAAUGAACUGAAUGGGACAAUUCCGGCAUGGAUAAUGAAUUCGACUAGGCAUAUCGACGUAUCUGAAAAUCUGUUCACAAACAAUGUCACAGAAAUUAAAAAUUCAAACUCAUCAAACCUGAACUUGUUCUCAUGCCUCAAGUCCGAUGAAAUGGCUACACAUUGGGAACAAGUUGGCUAUAGCUGCAGCAAGAAAGAACACUUGUUAGACCAUCUAUAUAUAAAUUGUGGUGGUGAAUCAAUGCCAAUCAAUGGAACUAAUUAUGAAGGUGAUCUGACUUCAAAUGGAAGUUCAACUUUCUUUAUGAGUAGCAGUUCAAGUUGGGGUUUUAGUAGCAUGGGAACUUACCUAUUAUCAAGACCCUGGAUUGACACAUACAUAAUCAACAAUACAUGCAUUGCUGGUGUUGAUGAUGGACCUCUUUACAGUACAGCACGUGUAUCCCCAAUCUCCUUGAAGUAUUAUGGAUUUUGUUUAAGAAAUGAUAAAUACACUGUGAAACUUCACUUUGCUGAAUUAGUUAGCAAUGAUUACAAAGCCCCAUAUAUCAAAAAAUCUGGCCGUGUUUUUGAUGUGGAUAUCCAGGGGAAGAAUGUACUGGAAAAUUACAACAUAGAACAAAAAGCAGAGGGUGUAAAUAAGGCUUGGACUGAGGAAAUAAAAAAUGUUAUAGUUAACAAUAGUAAACUGGAGAUUCACUUAUAUUGGUCAGGGAAGGGUUCAUCGGAAGUGCCGACAGAUCACUAUGGUCCCCUUAUAUCCGCAAUUUCUGUAUAUCCUUCUAUAGAGAGUGGUAUGUCUCCUCCAAAGAUGGCUGCAAUCUCAUUAUCUGCCUUACUUCUUCUGAUAGUGUUGAUAGUUUAUUUCUGGAAAAUGGAAGACAAAUCGCAUGAAGGAGUGGUUGAGUUGUAUCCUGGAGGAUUUUACAACUUCCGAAAACUAAAAGCUGCUGCAAAGAAUUUCAAGGACAAACUUGGUGAGGGUGGCUUUGGAACUUUCUAUGAGGCUACACUUGGCAAUGGAACUGUCGUUGCAGUUGAAAAGGUUUCAGCAACAAAAGAUAUAAUUCGUGCAUUUAGGGAGAAGGAUUCUACGAUUUCUCUCAUGGAACAUCCGAACCUUGUAAAGUUAAUAGGAUGCAUUGCAGAGAAGAAUCAACUGUUGCUUGUUUAUGAAGAUAUAGGUCGUAAUUCUCUUCAAAAUGCACUUUUUGGUUCAAACAGGUCGAAAUUAGAUUGGGCAACAAGGCGCAACAUUUGCCUUGGCAUAGCAGAAGGUCUAGCUUUUCUUCAUGAGUGCAAGCAGAAAAUUGUCCAUGGAAAUAUCAAACCAACCAGCAUUUUUCUUGACGAACAUCGCAAUGCAAAGAUAUCUGACUUUGGAUUUUCCAGACUCCAUGACCAAGGAAAGUCGCGGUUGGAAGGAACAGUGGUAUACAUGGCGCCUGAAUACGCAAAAUAUGACCUCUUAACAACAAAGGCAGACGCGUAUAACUUCGGAGUUCUUGUACUCAUAGUUGUCAGUGGAAUGAAAGAAAAGAUUUCAAUGUCUAGCAGUGGGGUUGACACUGAGUACCUUCCAGAUGUGGCAGCACGCGAAAAGCAUAGAGAAGGACAUUUUAUGAAUCUAGUUGAUAGAAGCAUGUCUAAUACCGUCGAUUGGGAACAAGCAGAUACAAUGUUAGAAUUAGCAAUGUUGUGCUUGGACCAGUACCCAGAUCAAAGACCGACCAUGACUCAAGUUGUGAAGGUUCUAAAGGAAGAGCUUGAAUUGAAGGAUCUAAAGGAAAGAUUAAAGCAGCUUACUUCUGGCAGAUAUCGGCCUGAACCAUAUGGUGAGAUUUCCACAGCUGAAGACACAACUUGGCAUACAAAAUCAGCGACCACUUCACGGGGUGGAGUGACAGAUACCCAAAUUUCUGCUUCUCCCAGCACUAGCAGAUCUGUUUGAAGAAAUACAAAUCUAUGCUAGUUCUCAGUUCUGCUGAAAUGAGUGGUUUUCCGAAUUGAAUUAAGUUUGCUUUCUGAAAUUCACAAGUGAUGGUGCUAAUUAAUGUCCCUUAUCUGAAAAUAGUCCUAAAAGAAUUUCAGAGGGCAGCAUGUAGAUACAAGCUGCCAAAGGAAUUAAGUCAGCCCUCUGAAAUUCUUUUAGGACAAUUUUUCAGAUAAGGGAACUUUAUAGCACCACAAUCACUUGUGAGCUUCAGAAUAUAUAUGCAGUGGUUUCCUGUUUUCAGUUCCUGCUAGUAGUGGUGUAUUAUGUUUGCUUUUGUGAAAUAGUUGUGCUAUAUGGCAUGCAUGCAGCAUGUACAGUGCUAUUAUUAAUAUUUCGACUUUGUAAAUUGUUUGUGUGAUAUGAUGUGUGUUUCAGACUUUCAGCCCAAGUUAAUGAAAGCUUUUGUGGAUUGAGACA
Messenger RNA from Ipomoea triloba (trilobed morning glory), 2896 nucleotides. RefSeq names its product probable LRR receptor-like serine/threonine-protein kinase At1g53430. NCBI's taxonomy places the organism in Eukaryota, Viridiplantae, Streptophyta, Magnoliopsida, Solanales, Convolvulaceae. The transcript has 18 exons. The record is from RefSeq and is a predicted model, not a curated record. Gene Ontology annotation, biological process: protein phosphorylation. Gene Ontology annotation, molecular function: protein kinase activity; ATP binding; protein binding. The coding region runs from base 86 to 2434 and encodes 782 amino acids.